Ornithodoros turicata is the source of this 1431-nucleotide messenger RNA. It is a transcript of the gene eIF3e, whose product is annotated as eukaryotic translation initiation factor 3 subunit E-A-like. Gene Ontology annotation, cellular component: eukaryotic translation initiation factor 3 complex; nucleus; cytoplasm. The record is from RefSeq and is a predicted model, not a curated record. Gene Ontology annotation, biological process: translational initiation. Lineage: Eukaryota; Metazoa; Arthropoda; Arachnida; Ixodida; Argasidae. The coding region runs from base 27 to 1352 and encodes 441 amino acids. Gene Ontology annotation, molecular function: translation initiation factor activity. The transcript has 12 exons.
AACUAUUCUCCUUUCUCGCCGUCAAAAUGGCAGAAUGGGAUCUUACCGCUAUCGUUGGUCAAUACAUAGACCUGCAUAUGGUCCUUCCAUUACUGGAAUUUCUGCAAAAUAAGAAUAUUUAUGUUGACCAUGACCUGUCCAAGGCCAAAUUACAUCUGCUUAACAGCACCAAAAUGGUGGACUUUAACAUUGAGGUUUUCAAGCAGUGUUAUCCAGACCAGGAAGUACCAGACGAGCUUCGAGAAAAGCGUCAGGAAGUUCUCGCUGAAAUCUCCACACUUUCUGCCGAGACAAAACCCUUGAUAGAUGCAUGUCAAACCGAAGAGGUUUGCAAAUACAUCACAAAUGUCAGGGACUCUGCACAGUUCAUGAAGUAUUUAAUGGAACAGUUUAAGGAUAUCAACCCUACCAUAGUGGACAGCUUGUACCAGUAUGCCAAGCUACAGUUUGAAUGUGGCAACUACAGUGUUGCUGGGGAAUACCUGUACUUGCACCGCUUCUUGAUCCCACCAGCAGACAAAAACCACCUCAACAACCUUUGGGGUAAGCUCGGGUCAGAAAUACUGAUGCAGAACUGGGAUGUUGCCCUGGAUGAUCUUAAUAGGCUAAAAGAAUACAUCGACACCAACAAUGUUUCAACACCCCUGGAAUCCCUACAGCAGCGCACUUGGCUCAUUCACUGGAGUCUGUUUGUGUUCUUCAACCAUGGCAAAGGACGGGACCUUGUCAUCGAUCUCUUCCUCUCCCAGCCUCAGUACCUUAAUGCCAUACAAACAAUGUGUCCCCACAUCCUACGAUACUUGACAUGCGCAGUCAUCACGAACAAGCAGAAACGAGGAGCCAUGAGAGAUUUGGUCAAGGUCAUUCAACAGGAGUCCUAUGCCUACCAUGAUCCCAUCACAGAAUUCGUGGAGUGCCUCUUUGUCAACUUCGACUUUGACGGGGCUCAGCAGAAGCUUCGGGAGUGUGAGGUCGUGCUCUCCAACGACUUCUUCCUUGUCGCCUGCCUGGAGGACUUCAUGGAAAAUGCUCGUCUCUUCAUAUUCGAGACCUUCUGUCGCAUUCAUCAGUGCAUCUCCAUUGGCAUGCUGGCAGAAAAGAUCAACAUGGAGCCAGAAGAGGCAGAGAAGUGGAUCGUAAACCUCAUCCGUAAUGCCCGUCUGGAUGCCAAGAUAGACUCCAAGCUGGGCCACGUUGUCAUGGGGACACAAGCGGUCUCACCAUACCAGCAGCUGAUUGAUAAGACUCAACAGCUGCUGAUGCGUACUCAGUUACAAACCAGCAACCUUGAACAGAAGCUUGCAGCGAGCAACCCUGACAGGUUAUCUCACUGGGGAGCGCAGAACUUUUAGCACAGAGAAGUUAUCCUUAUUGCUGUGAAGGUGAUUUUCUAAUUAAAGACUUCACUGGUUUCAAGGUUCGAGAAACUUU